AUGGACCUGGGGAGCGCGGCGAGGAGAGCGGGAGCUACCCCUGCGCCCCUGGGCGUCUGGAGACCCUUUCCCUCCUCCUGCGGCUGCUGCUUCUCCUCGCUCCUGGAUGUGAACAGCUGGCUGCUCUUCUACGGCUUCUUGUACCUGGCCCUCUAUGCCCAGGUGUCCCAGUCCAAGUCUUGCGACAAAAUCUCCUGCUUCUCGGGUCAUUGUGUCAACUCCACCUGUGUCUGCGACCAGGGCUGGGUGGGAGACCAGUGCCAACAUUGCCAGGGCAGGUUCAAGUUAACAGAACCUUCUGGAUACUUAACAGAUGGACCAAUAAAUUAUAAAUAUAAAACUAAAUGUACAUGGUUAAUUGAAGGAUACCCAAAUGCAAUACUAAGAUUAAGAUUUAAUCACUUUGCCACAGAAUGUAGUUGGGACCAUAUGUAUGUAUAUGAUGGAGAUUCAAUAUAUGCACCUUUAAUAGCUGUGUUUAGUGGUCUAAUAGUCCCUGAAGUACGUGGAAAUGAAACUGUUCCUGAAGUAGUUACUACAUCUGGCUAUGCAUUGCUACACUUUUUUAGUGAUGCUGCCUAUAACCUAACUGGAUUUAACAUUUUUUACUCCAUUAAUUCUUGUCCUAAUAACUGCUCAGAACAUGGGAAGUGUACAACCAGUGUGUCCAUACCAAGCCGGGUAUACUGUGAAUGUGACAAGUAUUGGAAAGGAGAAGCUUGUGAUAUUCCAUAUUGUAAAGCCAACUGUGGCAGUCCAGAUCAUGGGUACUGUGAUUUGACAGGCGAGAAGCUGUGUGUUUGCAACGAUAGCUGGCAAGGUCCAGAUUGUUCUUUGAACGUCCCCUCCACGGAGUCUUACUGGAUUCUACCAAAUGUAAAGCCAUUCAGCCCUUCUGUGGGCCGGGCUUCCCACAAGGCAAUCCUACAUGGGAAAUUUAUGUGGGUGAUUGGUGGAUACACAUUUAAUUACAGUUCAUUCCAAAUGGUGUUGAACUACAACUUGGAAAGCAGUAUAUGGAAUGUAGUCCCUGUAUCCAAAGGGCCACUCCAGAGAUAUGGACACACUCUUGCUUUAUAUCAGGAAGACAUCUACAUGUAUGGAGGUAAAAUUGAAACCAACAAUGGCAAUGUUACUGACGAGCUGUGGAUUUUCAACAUACCCAGUCAAACGUGGAGUACCAGAACUCCUGCAGUACUUGUACAUGGCCAACAAUAUGCUGUGGAAGGUCACUCAGCACACGUAGUAGAGCUGGACAGCAGAGAUGUGGUUAUGAUUAUAAUUUUUGGAUAUUCUGCCAUCUAUGGUUACACAAGCAUUGUGCAAGAAUACUACAUCAGGUCUAAUUCUUGGCUUGUACCAGAAACAAAAGGAGCAAUUGUGCAAGGUGGAUAUGGCCAUACUAGUGUCUAUGAUGAGCUGACAAAAUCUGUUUAUGUCCAUGGUGGAUAUAAAGCGUUACCUGGCAAUAAAUAUGGAUUGGUGGAUGAUCUUUACAGAUAUGAAGUUAAUACUCGGACAUGGACUAUUUUGAAGGAAAGUGGUUUUGCAAGGUAUCUUCAUUCAGCUGUCUUAAUCAACGGAGCUAUGCUCAUUUUUGGUGGAAACACACAUAAUGAUACCUCCCUGAGUAACGGUGCAAAGUGUUUUUCUGCCGACUUUCUUGCAUAUGAUAUAGCUUGUGAUGAAUGGAAGAUUUUACCAAAACCUAAUCUGCAUCGAGAUGUCAACAGAUUUGGUCACAGUGCUGUUGUCAGUAAUGGGUCCAUGUAUAUAUUUGGGGGUUUUUCAAGCGUUCUUUUGAAUGACAUCCUUGUGUACAAGCCUCCAAACUGUGAAGCAUUCAGAGAUGAAGAGCUGUGUAAAAAUGCUCGUCCAGGGAUAAGGUGUCUGUGGAACAAGAAACAUUGUGAAUCUUGGGAAUCUGGACAUGCAAAUAACAUCCUCAGGGCAAAAUGUCCUAAGAAAACAGCUGCUGCAGAUGACAGAUGUUACCGAUACGCAGACUGUGCGAGCUGCACUGCCAAUACAAACGGGUGCCAGUGGUGUGAUGACAAGAAGUGCAUUUCAGCAAAUAGUAACUGUAGCAUGUCGGUUAAAAACUACACCAAGUGUCAUGUGAGGAACGAACAGAUCUGCAAUAAACUGACCAGCUGCAAAAGCUGCUCGCUACACCUGAACUGCCAGUGGGACCAGCGGCAGCAGGAGUGCCAGGCACUACCUGCUCAUCUGUGUGGAGAAGGAUGGAGUCAUAUUGGAGAUGCCUGCCUCCGCAUAAAUUCUAGUCGGGAAAGCUAUGACAAUGCCAAACUCUAUUGCUACAACUUAAGUGGGAAUCUUGCCUCAUUAACAACCUCAAAAGAAGUGGAAUUUGUUCUGGAUGAAAUACAGAAGUAUACACUUCAGAAAAUUUCACCUUGGGUAGGUUUACGCAAGAUCAACAUCUCCUACUGGGGAUGGGAUGACAUGUCUCCUUUUACAAAUACUACACUGCAAUGGCUUCCAGGAGAGCCAAAUGAUUCUGGCUUCUGUGCAUAUCUAGAAAGAGCAGAGGUGGCAGGUCUGAAAGCGAAUCCAUGCACUGCAAUGGCAGAUGGUCUUGUGUGUGAAAAACCUGUCGUUAGUCCCAACCAGAAUGCCAGGCCCUGCAAAAAGCCGUGCUCCCUGCGAACAACGUGUUCUAACUGCACAAGUAACGGUAUGGAAUGUAUGUGGUGCAGCAGUACAAAGCGCUGCGUUGACUCAAACGCCUAUAUAAUCUCCUUCCCAUAUGGACAAUGUCUAGAAUGGCAAACUGCCACAUGCUCCCCUCAAAACUGCUCUGGACUGAGGACCUGUGGCCAGUGUUUGGAACAGCCAGGGUGUGGAUGGUGUAAUGAUCCCAGUAACACUGGAAAAGGGCAAUGUUUGGAAGGAUCAUCAAGAGGCCCAAUGAAGCCUGUUGGCACACACUCUAAUGAAAUGGUGCUCGAUGCUAAUCUUUGUCCAAAAGAGAAGAAUUAUGAGUGGUCUUUUAUCCAGUGUCCAGCUUGCCAGUGUAAUGGCCACAGCACCUGCAUCAACAGUAAUGUCUGCGAUCAAUGUAAAAACUUAACAACAGGAAAGCAAUGUGAAACAUGCAUGCCAGGAUAUUAUGGGGAUCCCACAAAUGGAGGGCAGUGUACAGCUUGCACGUGCAGUGGACACGCAAAUAUCUGUCACAUGCAAACAGGAAAAUGUUUCUGCACAACCAAGGGAAUCAAAGGAGACCAGUGUCAACUCUGUGACUCAGAAAAUAGGUAUCUUGGAAAUCCACUUAGGGGAACAUGUUACUACAGCCUUCUGAUUGAUUAUCAGUUCACCUUCAGCUUAUUACAAGAGGACGAUCGCCAUCACACUGCCAUAAACUUUAUAGCAAACCCAGAACAGUCAAAUAAAAAUUUGGAUAUAUCCAUUAAUGCAUCGAACAACUUCAACCUCAAUAUUACAUGGUCUAUUGGUUCUACAGCUGGGACAAUAUCUGGAGAAGAGAUUCCUGUUGUUUCUAAGGCUAAUAUUAAGGAAUACAGAGACAGCUUUUCCUGUGAAAAAUUCAACUUUCGCAGCAAUCCAAAUAUCACUUUCUAUGUCUAUGUCAGCAAUUUCUCCUGGCCAAUCAAAAUACAGAUUGCCUUCUCACAGCAUAAUACUAUCAUGGAUCUCGUGCAGUUCUUUGUCACCUUCUUCAGUUGUUUCUUAUCCUUACUGCUGGUAGCCGCUGUCGUAUGGAAAAUCAAACAAACCUGUUGGGCUUCUCGACGGAGAGAGCAACUUAUGCGGGAGCGACAGCAGAUGGCCAGCCGCCCCUUUGCUUCUGUCGAUGUAGCACUGGAAGUAGGAGCUGAGCAAACAGACUUUCUACGAGGGCCAUUAGAGAGUGCACCUAAACCAAUUGCCAUUGAGCCAUGUUCAGGAAACAGAGCCGCAGUCCUCACAGUAUUUCUGUGUCUGCCCAGAGGAUCAUCAGGGGUCCCUCCCCCUGGUCAAUCAGGUCUUGCAAUUGCAAGCGCACUGAUAGACAUUUCACAACAGAAGCCUGCAGACUGUAAAGAUAAGAGUUCAGGAGUCAGGAAUCGAAAACAGCAUCUUUCAACACGUCAAGGAACUUGUGUCUGAGAUUCAAAAACUACAAUUGUAUAUUCUGUAAUGUUUUCUCUUUAAAUGGCUUCCAUUGAAAGCUAUACUACAGCCUCAGUUUUUAUGGAGGCAAACCUAUGAAUGAACAUAUGAGGUAUUGUGCUCUAUUACAGUCACACAACCCAAAGCAGAACAGCCUUAUGGUAGGUAUGAGUAUGUUUGAUGAGCUUUAAUAAAAAGAGUGAAUCCUGAUAUGAAUAAAAAAUGAAAUAAAAUACUUAAUAUUCCUAAUCCUGAACAUAUCAGAGCAGGGAAUAUCCUUGAACAGAAUUAGGAUAAAUUGCACAUUGUUUUGUAACGUAGAGGAAAUUGUAUAAUUGAAAACUAAGCAAAUUCCAGGAAACUAAAGGACAUUUUUGUAUAGCUAAAUGUAACCAUGAGAAUUGUACAGUUCUUUCCUUGUAAUCAGCACUAAGAUUUCUUUCCAGCAAGCAGGAAUUCAA
This is a messenger RNA of Colius striatus (speckled mousebird), 4598 nucleotides long. It is a transcript of the gene ATRNL1, whose product is annotated as attractin like 1. The record is from RefSeq and is a predicted model, not a curated record. Gene Ontology annotation, cellular component: Golgi apparatus. The coding region runs from base 1 to 4134 and encodes 1377 amino acids. The transcript is spliced from 29 exons. Lineage: Eukaryota; Metazoa; Chordata; Aves; Coliiformes; Coliidae. Gene Ontology annotation, molecular function: protein binding.